CUAUUUGGCUGGGAACUGGCUGGGGCGGGGCGGGCCUUACCAGGUUGUGGUUGGCAGUGUUGGAGUCAUCCUCAGGGAAGGGGAUGUAAACUCCCAGGGCCACGCAGUUGGCAAAGAUGGUCAGCAGGAUGAGGAUGUCGAAGGGCCUCAGGUGGACACAGUCAAGGACCCUGGCAGAGUGGCAUUGGAACCCCCCUACUCCCUUGGGAACCUCCCACCCAGUGCUGACCCUUGACGCCCAAGGUGACAGGUCCUGGCAUUCUCGACCCCUGCCCUGACAAGGCCUUGACUUUGUCCCUCCUGGAAACCUUAACCAUCCCCAACUCUUGCUGUGAUUCAGUCCUUGACUCUUGAACCCUGGUGACCUUUGCCUUUCUGAACCUGCCCCCCAACCCAGUUCUUGACUCUUGACCUUGAUGAUCUCAGCCCUCCUCUAUUCCAGCCCUGACCCAAUUCUUUACUCCUGGUACCCUGAUGACCCUUACCCCUGGGCCCUGCCCCUGCCUUCCAGGAUGCUUCCACUCCACGAUGCUGAUGCAGGACCGUCGCAGAGGAUUGGCCAGGGUGAGGCAGAAGAGUGCCCGAGAUGAGAAAAUUGAGAAGAAAAAGUUAAGUGACUUGCUGAAGUGGCUGAAUGGGGAGUCACACUCAGUCUAACUCUAGAGCCCUCAUGGCUUACUACCACCAUCAAAGAUGGUGUCUUGCUGUAUUGCCCAUGCCGGUCUCAAACUCCUGACCUCAAGCGAUCCUCCCGUCUUGGCCUCCAAAACUGCUGGGAUUGCAGCCUAGAAGAUGAAUGCCGCCUUAAACGAAUGAGUCAGGAAGCCCCUUUCUGUCCGGCCCCUCCACUCCCCACCACACGGGUUGUUCCUUUUUCCCUUGGAAGAGCCCACUGGACUGCAGGUGGAAGAACUACAGUUCCCAGCAGCUAUUGCAAGCUCAACCUCCGUGCACACUCACCCCAGGCCUCACAUCCGGCAUGCGCCGUGCUCGCUCACAGAACUACACUUUCCAACUCUCCCCACACGACCCGUGACACUCUGUGGACCGCGAGCACGGAGCAGGGUUUCUACAGCUGCUCCCCACUUUCUCGGACCCGGUCCUGGACCCAGCCCCCGACUCCGACACGGCUCCACCAUGGAGGAGGCGGACCGAAUCCUCAUCCAUUCGCUGCGCCAGGCCGGCACGGCAGUUCCUCCAGAUGUGCAGACCUUGCGCGCCUUCACCACUGAGCUGGUUGUAGAGGCUGUGGUCCGCUGCCUGCGUGUGAUCAACCCUGCGGUGGGCUCUGGCCUCAGCCCUCUGCUGCCUCUUGCCAUGUCUGCCCGGUUCCGCCUGGCCAUGAGCCUGGCUCAGGCCUGCAUGGACCUGGGCUAUCCCUUGGAGCUUGGCUAUCAGAACUUCCUCUACCCCAGUGAGCCUGACCUCCGAGACCUGCUUCUCUUCUUGGCUGAGCGUCUGCCCACCGAUGCCUCUGAGGAUGCAGACCAGCCUGCAGGUGACUCAGCUAUUCUCCUCCGGGCCAUUGGGAGCAAAAUUCGGGACCAGCUGGCACUGCCUUGGGUCCCGCCCCUCCUUCGCACUCCCAAGCUGCAGCACCUCCAGGGCUCAGCCCUCCAGAAGCCUUUCCAUGCCAGCAGGCUGGUCGUGCCAGAAUUGAGUUCCAGAGGCGAGCCACGGGAGUUCCAGGCGAGUCCCCUGCUGCUUCCAGUCCCUACCCAGGUGCCUCAGCCUGUUGGAAGGGUGGCCUCGCUCCUCGAACACCAUGCCCUGCAGCUCUGCCAGCAGACGGGCCGGGACCGGCCAGGGGAUGAGGACUGGGUCCACCGGACAUCCCGCCUCCCACCCCAGGAGGACACACGGGCUCCGCGGCAGCGGCUGCAGAAGCAACUGACUGAGCAUCUGCGCCAAAGCUGGGGCCUGCUUGGGGCCCCCAUACAAGCCCGGGACCUGGGAGAACUGCUGCAGGCCUGGGGUGCUGGGGCCAAGACUGGUGCUCCUAAGGGCUCCCGCUUCACGCACUCAGAGAAGUUCACCUUCCAUCUGGAGCCCCAGGCCCAGGCCACUCAGGUGUCAGAUGUGCCAGCCACCUCCCGGCGGCCUGAACAGGUCACGUGGGCAGCUCAGGAACAGGAGCUCGAGUCCCUUCGGGAGCAGCUGGAAGGAGUGAACCGCAGCAUUGAGGAGGUUGAGGCUGACAUGAAGACCCUGGGCGUCAGCUUUGUGCAGGCAGAGUCUGAGUGCCGGCACAGCAAGCUCAGCACAGCAGAGCGUGAGCAGGCCCUGCGCCUGAAGAGCCGCGCGGUGGAGCUGCUGCCCGAUGGGACUGCCAACCUUGCCAAGCUGCAGCUUGUGGUGGAGAAUAGUGCCCAGCGGGUCAUCCACUUGGCGGGUCAGUGGGAGAAGCACCGGGUCCCACUCCUCGCUGAGUACCGCCACCUCCGAAAGCUGCAGGAUUGCAGAGAGCUGGAAUCUUCUCGACGGCUGGCAGAGAUCCAAGAACUGCACCAGAGUGUCCGGGCGGCUGCUGAAGAGGCCCGCAGGAAGGAGGAGGUCUAUAAGCAGCUCAUGUCAGAGCUGGAGACUCUGCCCAGAGAUGUGUCCCGGCUGGCCUACACCCAGCGCAUCCUGGAGAUUGUGGGCAACAUCCGGAAGCAGAAGGAAGAGAUCACCAAGAUCUUGUCUGAUACGAAGGAGCUUCAGAAGGAAAUCAACUCCCUAUCUGGGAAGCUGGACCGGACGUUUGCGGUGACUGAUGAGCUUGUGUUCAAGGAUGCCAAGAAGGACGAUGCUGUUCGGAAGGCCUAUAAGUAUCUAGCUGCUCUGCACGAGAACUGCAGCCAGCUCAUCCAGACCAUCGAGGACACAGGCACCAUCAUGCGGGAGGUUCGAGACCUCGAGGAGCAGAUCGAGACAGAGCUGGGCAAGAAGACCCUCAGCAACCUGGAGAAGAUCCGGGAGGACUACCGAGCCCUCCGCCAGGAGAACGCUGGCCUCCUAGGCCGGGUCCGGGAGGCCUGAGGAGCCGCCGGCAGAGGUCUCUCCCCAGCCUCAGGCAGGGAUUUGGGGUGCUGGAGGCAGUGGCCAAGCACAUGCCCUAGCUACUUCCUCCGCUGUGCAGUUCCUCCUGCUGCGGCCUUGGACCCAGACCCCUGCCCACUGACCGCAACCCUUAUAUGGGGUGAUAGUCCAGCAUGUGGGGAGCUCGGCUGCAGUUUAUUGGGGACGGUACUGUGGGUUGGGGGCCUUGGAUCCCAAAUAAAUGAGUAGUUCCUCUGCA
This is a messenger RNA of Pan troglodytes (chimpanzee), 3280 nucleotides long. RefSeq names its product coiled-coil domain containing 22 (gene CCDC22). Lineage: Eukaryota; Metazoa; Chordata; Mammalia; Primates; Hominidae. The record is from RefSeq and is a predicted model, not a curated record. The transcript is spliced from 20 exons. Gene Ontology annotation, biological process: positive regulation of ubiquitin-dependent protein catabolic process. The coding region runs from base 1138 to 3021 and encodes 627 amino acids. Gene Ontology annotation, molecular function: cullin family protein binding.